CCAAUUCUGGGAGAUAAAGUAUAGUAAUAUCAGUAUAUUCAUUUUAAGACACUUAAACACAAGAAUACUUUGAAGAAUUCAAUGAACUGUAUGAAUUAAGAGUCUAUUAUUAUGAAGAAGACAAUAAUUUUAUAAUUAAGAUCCUACGCAUAGUGAGUCUUGGACAAGAUUCACUUUUCGAAAAAUGGUUUGUUUAGGUGUCAUUGUUAAGGUAGUUUGAAUUUGUAUUAUAUUUAGCUUUUAGAAGAGUGUAAAUCCUUCUCAUUUAUUAAUUUAGAAGAUGAAAGAUGGUAAACAAAUGUGCAAAGAUAAAAUCAUUAAAUGCAAAAGAGAUGGAGAUAGGAUUAAAUUUAAGUAUGAAUACAUAAACUUUUUGAUCACUCCUUAAAAUUAAUUGAAAAAGUUAGAAUUGAUCAAUUAUGAUUAUAAUGAAUAAAGUAAAUACGAACAAAGGUAAAUUUUAUAUUCUACCAUAACAACAUAAAUGUAAUAAUAUUCAUAAUUACUUUCAGUAUAGAAGAAAUUGAAUAAAUGAAUUAUUAGGUGGCAUUAACAGGAGAUUCUUGGGAAUAUGUUGAUAAAGUAUUAGUUAAUAUUAUUUUUGAGUAUCCUUGAAAAAACUAGGGUUUUUGCCA
Messenger RNA from Paramecium sonneborni, 635 nucleotides. The record is from the annotation of a GenBank genome assembly. Lineage: Eukaryota; Ciliophora; Oligohymenophorea; Peniculida; Parameciidae.